Molecule: messenger RNA, 723 nt
Organism: Eimeria mitis
Lineage: Eukaryota; Apicomplexa; Conoidasida; Eucoccidiorida; Eimeriidae
Exons: 5
Coding region: 1-723 (240 amino acids)
Cellular component (GO): cytoplasm; ribonucleoprotein complex; nucleus
Molecular function (GO): mRNA binding
Source: RefSeq, a predicted model, not a curated record
AUGAGAGAGAAGAGGAGAGAAGGGCCCCCAGGAGCAGAGAAGCAGCAGAAGCUGACGAAGCGCAGCAGCAGCAGCAGCAGCAGCAGCAGCAGCAGCAACGGCAGCAGCGGGAGGAACGGGAGCAAGAACGACAGCAGGAGCAAGAGCAGCAGAAGCAGGAGAAAGAACAGCAGCAGCAGCAGCAGCAACAGCAACAGCAGCAGCAGCAGCAGCAGCAUGGAGGCAGAUCCGGUAUCAGGGGAGAAGGAGGGCCUGGGGGGAGGAGGACGCAGCACCGAGUGGGUUUUGCGUAUGCAGCUGAUAGCGAACCUUGACCCCACCGUACAGUGGCAAGACCUCAAAGACUUCGGCAGGAGAGUGGGGGAGGUGAACUUCGCGAAUGUUGUUUUCGCUGGAGGCCGCAAAUACGGGUACAGCAGCAGCAGCAGCAGCAGCAGCAGCAGCAACAGCAGCAGCAGCAACAGCAGCAGCAGCAGCAGGAACGUUGAGCAGGUAUUAGAGUAUUGUGAAGAGGAGACAAUGGAGCGAGCUAUAAGAGAGCUAGAUGGGGUACGGCUCCGCUCGUCAGCUGUCUCCGCGCGAAGAGACAGAGGAGACUUUGAGUCUCUGUUGCUCAGCAGCAGCAGCAGCAGCAGCAGCAGCAGCAGCAGCAGCAGCAGCAGCAGCGGGGGGGGUGUUGCGCUCGUCAGCUGUCUCCGCGAGGAGAGACAGAGGAGACUUUGA